Haplochromis burtoni (Burton's mouthbrooder) is the source of this 4517-nucleotide messenger RNA. It is a transcript of the gene nrip1b, whose product is annotated as nuclear receptor interacting protein 1b. Gene Ontology annotation, cellular component: nucleus. The record is from RefSeq and is a predicted model, not a curated record. Gene Ontology annotation, molecular function: transcription coregulator activity; signaling receptor binding. Bases 782 to 4381 code for a protein of 1199 amino acids. NCBI's taxonomy places the organism in Eukaryota, Metazoa, Chordata, Actinopteri, Cichliformes, Cichlidae. The transcript is spliced from 2 exons. Gene Ontology annotation, biological process: regulation of transcription by RNA polymerase II.
CGGCAGGCGGAGGAGGAGGAGUGUAGCUGUCUGCGCUCACUUCUCCACAGCGAGGGGACUCCGAGAAUAAACAAUUUCCACAGACUACGCGCUCCACACCUCGGCUCGCUCACAGGCGCAGCAUUCAUUUGUAGAAUUAAAAAAUCAAAUCAAAUCAAAAGGAGGCUUUUUAGAAAUUAUUUCGGACUUGAUUUUUUCCUCCCUCGAAGCCUGCCUCGCCAUUUCUGCUUCCUGCCAAAAGUGUCGCGACCGUUUUCAUUGGAUUUGCCUCCUCCUGUCGAAUGAUAACGAUGCGCCUCUGUGGGGUGGACGAACGCAGGUCCCCCCCAUGUGAGAUCUGCAAAGCUGAAAGGCGCCGCUGACAGAACCACAGCCAGGCCAUAGGACAGACAUCCCAAACAUCCACAGCCACGGAAUGUGUCAACAUCUUUGUGGUGAAAUCCCGCUGACUCCUCAGUUGCUUUUCACAUAAGCCUCGAGCUGGGCCUUCUGGGAUCCUGCGGCGUUUAAAGGCAUACAACAAUGCCUGGGAGGCCUACCUGCCCCGGAUUGUCUCCAGCCAUGGUUGCUGUUUUAACACAGUGGUGACUGUGCCCACUACAGAGAGGAUCACAUCCAUCUAGUGCAUCCACCCCUCCCCUCUGCUGUACACUGACUCGGUGAAAUAGCCUGCCCGCUUUUUGGUAUUUAGGAAGUACAUGCCACUGUCAACCAGAUGACCUAGUGGACAUAUUUCCCAGUAAGAAGUGCUGAGCCAUACGAGGGGAUCCUAGUAUUGAACAUGACUCAUGGGGAGGAGCCUGGCCCUGAGACACACAAGGAUUCAGCUGUUCUAACUUAUCUGGAAGGUUUACUGAUGCAUCCAGUGGUGGCCGGGCCUGGGGCCACGGCAAGUGGGAGGUCUGAGGCUGCCCACAGCAAUCAGGAGCAGGGUGAUAAGGUGGGUGGGCCCUUCCAACUGCCCAACCAUGGACCCACAGCUCCCAAGGGUGGAACCAAUGGGCCCACUCUGGGUUCUUCUCAGCACCUCAAGAAAGCCCGCUUACUGCGCUCGGGAGCUUGGAAUGAUCCAGGGAACCAGCGAAUGAGCUCACCCCCAGCGGAGCUGAAUGGCCAAGUGGGAGGGAUGCAGAAUGGAGCACUAGAGGGAUCUCCUCAUGCUGGAGAGAGCACCCUGCUUGCGUCACUGCUUCAGUCAUUUAGCUCACGACUUCAGAGUGUGGCGAUGUCUCAGCACUCUAAUAAACCCCCGAGUGAGUGUUCGUCUCCAUCCAAGGCGCCACCUGCAGACAAAGAGCCACUACCUGUGUACGGGACAGCCUCAAGCCGCUUAAAGGGCCUGAUGAGAAAGAGCAAACUUCAGAAUCAUAGCAACACACCUUACAGUCGUCGUGGACACAGCCAGGACAGACCCCCAGAAUCACCUCGCUCAGCACACAGUGCCACGCCUCCUGCUGCUCCUACAGCUGCAGAUUCAGUUUCCUGUGCAGAGCGACUGAAGGCCGUGGCUAACAUAGUGAAAAUCCGCUCUAGUCCGGCGCCUUCACCUAAGCCCAGUGUCGCCUGCAGUCAGCUGGCCCUGCUGCUGUCCAGCGAAGCCCAUCUCCAGCAGUAUUCCAGGGAGCAUGCACUCAAAGCACAGCUCUCUGGAAGAUCAGCCAGCGAAAGACUAGCUGCCAUGGCAAACCAGCAGCACAACCAGGACAAAAGGCCACCCAGUCUGCCCGGAGCUCCAGACACGCUAAGCUCCUUAACAACCCAAAAUGGAAUGACAACAACCACCACAGUAACGACAACACUCCCUCGAAUGGCCCUGUCAAAUCCACAGAGCCCCUCUUUGCUGCGUGGCCACAGCCAAAGCUCCCCACCCACUCCCCCACGUGCUCCAAGCCACACUCACAGCCAGCCACCUCGGGAGAAACGAGGCUUUGACUCGCGUCCAACCCGCCCACCCCAGACAUGCAGUAGCUUGCUGCUGCUGCUGCUGAACAAUCACAACAACCAGAAGCAGCUGACCAAGAAUGGGCAUUUGGAGGACAGCUGUGGCAUUCUGCCACCAAGUGGCUCCUCUUCAGUCACCUCAGACAGCGAAUGCUCCACCCAGGAGCGGAGCCUGACCAAGGACAGCAGCGAUGCCGAGAGCUCCUACUCGAGUUGCUCACCCAUUGACCUCUCCAUGAGAAGCCGUGUCAAUAUGCAAGAUGGAGGGCUCAAAACUACAGUUCCCUCUUCCUCCGCCUCUUUCACCUCUACCCUCUCUACUUCCGCCCCAGGUGCAUUCUCUCCUCAAGCUUCUGCUCAGCCCCCCACCACAACUUUAUCUCCAUCUUCUACUGUUGUCUCCUCUGUUUCCACCUCUAUUUCUUCCUCUUCCUGUAUCUCUACCUCUUCCCUGGACAAACUAACAGAAUCUUUAAUAAACAAGUGGAAGCCAGAGCCAUCAGGAUCAAAGGUGUCCAAGGGCAAGGACCCUGAAAUGAGCCCAGACCUAAAGUCCCACCCUAAAGUCACACUCAUGCAGCUUCUUCUUGAGCGCAGAAAUAAUGAGAUGGUUAAGAAAAAUGUUGGUAACCAAGAUUCACCUCUUGAUGUAACUGUAGCCACCAUGUCUCGAAACCAGCCAAAAGGACUGGUAUCUUGGGAAGAGGCGAGGACACAAAGCCCCAUAGAUAGGUCUGUAGCUCCAGCUCAGCCCCUCUACUCACUUGGCCGUGACCCAAGCGGUGCUCUGUCCCCAUAUUCCUACCCUUCCCCCAACGUCCAAUCCAGCCCACUGGAUUUGUGUAAAUCUAAAACCUUCCCUGCUGAGAAGGCCUCAGAGCCCGCCUUCAGUGCUAGUAAACUGUUACAGAAUCUGGCUCAGUGUGGGACAGCUUCCUCCCCACCCACCCCCUCUGGUAAAGGGCUGGGCCAGGAGCACGAUGCCAGCAGGCCCCUUGCCCUUUUGGAAAGACUCAAUGCUCCAAUCGGCAGGACCACCACCACCACUCCACUCUCUGAUGGAGCUUCAGGUAGUGGCACACCCUUCAGUAGGAAGGAAGCUUCUCCUCCUUCAUCACAGAUUGAGAACCUUCUGGAAAGGCGCACCGUGCUGCAGCUCCUUCUAGGAACAAGCUCAGCUACAGCGACUGUGAGCCGCAAAGACAGGCCUAGUGGCAGUGGCAGGAGGAGUGUGGAGGCAGCGGGGGGAUGCAGUGAGAAGAACCCUGGUGCUCACGUCACCUGCGACAGCUCCAAUGGCCCCCCUCUGGAUGUAAAGGUCAAAUCGGAGCUCAUGGAGGACGUGGGACCAUCCUCUGCCAUGUCUGAGGACGUGAUUGGCAGAAAGAGGCUGAGUUGCUAUGAGAAGAAUAGCCUCGUCUCAGAUUCCCAGCAGGACUUAAAGGCUGAACCCCGGCCUGCAGAGGUUAUAGCAAAAUAUGGCCUCCUCAGCCAGUUGCUUAAACAACAGACUGCUACCUACUAUACCAGUGCUGCUAUGCAGGCUGACACACAGCUCAGACAGGUUAAAGAGGAACAGAGGGAGUAUCCGAGCCCAAGCCCUAAGAAGAGGCGGCUCUGUUCAGAUCGGACUGAUAAUUUGAGUAACAUCAGCUCUCCAAGAGCAGUGGACAGUGGUGACACAAAUAUUUUUGCCUCCUCUGUUGUUCCGGUAGAGCCUCAGCAGCAGAGGACUCUAAAGGAAGAAGAGGUUCCUCCAAAGAGCCCACCGAGUGAAACCCUUACACGAGAGAGCCGGGGCUUCAAUGUGCUCAAACAGCUGCUGCUCUCCGACAACUGCCUAAAGGAGCUGUCCCAGCAGCCCCGGGGGGCGCCCAGUCCUUCCGUCCUCCAGACCAACGGCAAGGCCAACGGUAGCAUUCUCACUCAGCCUGCCCAAAAUCACAGCUUCCUCCAACUGCCCAGCUGGCAUCCCCACGGUUCCCUCAACUCAGGGUUUCCAAGUAAUCUCAGACCACUACCCACCCCUCCUCCAGGUGACAGUUCUCUGCGCUCCCCUUGGAGUCGCCACCCGUCCCCGUGGCCCAUCACUCAAAAACGGGAGACGCCUACUUUAGUCAAACAGGAGCCUGAGAGCCCUGUGCGGUGGAGUAGUCAAGAGAACGAAGAGGAGGACGAGGGUUGUGACUCAAACCCAGACUCUCCACGGCUCUCGCGGUCCAACCCCAUCCUAUAUUACAUGCUGCAGAAGGGCAGCAUCCAGCUAAGGAAGGAGGGGAGAGAUCAGGCAGAGGGAGCCCAUUCUGUGGUCAGAGUUAAAGAAGAGCCUAUCAGUGACAUGCAUGCCUAUGAACGCAGCCUGAGCUCUACCCCUCAAUCACCCACCCACAACGACAAGCACAGCCAUGAGAGCCAGGGGCUGAGCCAGUCGUCUGAGUAGAAUUUGUAUCAACUGCAGAAAAAUAGAAAUGGAAAGAAAUUCACUGACUCUGUUUGUUUUUCAUUUUUUGAAUGACUUGCCAAAUUGGUCUGAUGAGACAAAUGACAAAGAAUGCAAAUUGAAUGAUUUUUUUUUU